Messenger RNA from Cololabis saira (Pacific saury), 2277 nucleotides. RefSeq names its product gastrula zinc finger protein XlCGF57.1. The record is from RefSeq and is a predicted model, not a curated record. NCBI's taxonomy places the organism in Eukaryota, Metazoa, Chordata, Actinopteri, Beloniformes, Belonidae. The transcript has 3 exons. Bases 120 to 1940 code for a protein of 606 amino acids. Gene Ontology annotation, biological process: regulation of cytokine production; negative regulation of transcription by RNA polymerase II; regulation of immune system process.
UGUGUUGUUCUCGCUCAACUCUGCUGUCGCCAGUGAAGACUAGCUGUGAUAUUCAGCUACAGCUCCGUAGGAAUAGUACCAUUCCACGCCAACAGGGAAGAGUUCCUAAUGGUGGCAAUAUGAAGAUGAAAUCUGUAAAAGAGAGAGCGAAGAGAGGAGAGAAAAAGCACGAUGCCAUCCAAGUAAAACAUGAAUCUGAAGUAGAGCAGGAGGCUGACGAGGACUCCAGUGAAGAGUACACUAAUGGAGAUGAUCUAAAUAUCCUGAUAAAGGAAGAACCACACUCCCUGGAGAUCGGAGGGAAUAGCAGCGGGGACACGUCCAGCUGUUUUGACACUAACCCUGAGGCUGUGGCGGAGGAGGCUGAGCCGCACGGACACCUGAAGGCCGAGUAUGACUCUGAUGAGCAGCCUGGGUGUGAGUUCAGAGAUGCUGCUGUCAAGGAAGAGUCCGACUUAUGGAUCAAAGAGGAAGGACAGAGUGAGGAAGAGGAGGAAGAUGAGGAUGCGGGAAACAUCCAAGAAGAUUUUGAGGAAGGAGAAGUCGUCUCCACAGAAUCAUCGUCUGAGUUUUUCCCAUGUGCUCACUGCACCGUCUCCUUCACUGACUUGGACUUCUUGGAGAAACACGUGAAGUGGGUCCACCAGAAAGAGUAUCUUGCUAAUCUUAAGAAAUGCCUCCCAAGCCACACAUUAAACUUCAUCCCCAAACACACCUGCACCAUCUGCAGCAGCAGCUUUAAAUCCAAAGUACACCUCAGGGUCCAUAUACGUGAGGUCCACCCCUCCGCUCCUCCCCGCAGGCUGCAUCCUUGCCCAACCUGCGCUCGCAGCUUCCAGUACCUGAAGAAUCUGAAGAACCACUGUCAGCGCUGGCACAACAUGUCCGUGGUUACCAGAGGAGGACAUCUCAGCUGCGCCGACUGUGGGAAGAGUUUCAAAGCUACGUGGGGUCAAGGACCCCAUUUGUGUAAUGAACCGGAUAACGGAGAAUCUGAAGAUAAGCCGAUCUGUCUGGACACAGGUGUGCAGUGUUCACAGUGUGGCAAGAGGGUGCGCACCCCUCAGAGCCUGGAGGAUCACAUGCGCAUCCACACGGGUGACCGGCCGUUUGCCUGCAAAGACUGCGGCAGGAGGUUUGUGGAGCGCAGCAGCUGGCGGCAGCACAUGAAAAUACACACCGGAGAGAAGCCGUACAAGUGCGACGUGUGUGGCAAGGCUUUUAUAAGAUCACACCACCUCAAGUGCCACUUAACUACACACUCUGGCAAGAAGGAAUACUCUUGCCCCGAAUGCGGAAAGGAGUUUGGAUUCAAGUCAAGUCUGGAUCUCCACGUGAGGACCCAUUCAAGCGAGAGGCCUUUUCAUUGCAAUGUGUGCGGAAAGAACUUUAACACUCGUAGAAACCUGAGGGUUCACGCCAAGCUUCACACUAAAGAGAAAGCUCACCAGUGCGGCGACUGCGGACUGAAGAUCGGAGAUCUCGGGGCUUUAAAAAUACAUUUGCGGACACACACCGGAGAAAGGCCUUACCACUGCACCAUCUGCGGUAAUAGGUUCAUUCGCCUUUCACACCUUCGGAACCACCAACGCACCCACACUGGCGAGAGACCGUACAAAUGCACUGAAUGCGACAAGAGUUUCACUCAGUCGGGCGACUUGGUGAAGCAUAAGAGGAUACACUCUGGGGAAAAGCCCUUCGAAUGUCCAGAUUGCCACCGCUGCUACACUUCCUCCGGCGACCUGGGGAAGCACAGGAGGAGUCACACUAAUUUACGGCCCUACACUUGCAAAGAAUGUGAAAAAAGCUUUCGCUUGUCAGGCCAUCUGAAAACCCACAUGUUAACCCACACGGGGGAGAAGCCUUACUCUUGCCCCAACUGCCUCCGGAGGUUUGCUCGCUCUCACCACCUCUCUGGGCACAUAGCUAAAUGUCGCUGAGCGUACCAGAGGAAACUGUAAAUACAACGGUACUGUUUGAAACUGACAUUCAUGUAAGCUGUAUACCAUUUAACACUAACAAUACAAUGAAUGUGUAAGCGUAUGAAAUCACUUGUGAAUAACUAUUUACAGCAACACUCACAAAUCAAGUGACAACUUGAAAAGAGAAAUGAAAUUAAAAAAUGACUGACGAUCAUGCAUGAAACUUUACACAACUGUACAAUGUAGUUCUAGAUUGGUUUUUGCAAGACACUAAUGAAGGAGAGUUCAUUGUCAAUAUGAAAUGUUUACUUCCAUGACUGAAUUAUCUCUGAAAAUAAAAAUAAAUGAUGUGAUA